UUUGUCAUCAGUUGAUUAUCGACCAGACAGCAGUUAGGAGGUUUUUUUUUUACUGCAUUGCGGUUUACUGAAAUCCAUAGUUUGCGGACAACAUUAGUUAAACGAAAGAAACGUUGAACAAUAAAAUCUGAAUCCUAAAAUGGAUGAGCUAAAUUCGAUCUUAGAACAAUGUCGCGACAGGACGAAACAGAAGGAACAGGACGGGAUUUUGCUACAACCAUUUGUUUACAUUCAACAAAUUCCUGGUAAAAAUGUUCGAGCUAAACUAGCGAUCGCCUUCAACUAUUGGCUCAAUAUUCCCGACGAUAAAUUGAAAAAAAUUGGAGAAAUUGUACAAAUGUUGCACAAUUCCAGCUUAUUAAUCGAUGAUAUUGAAGAUAAUUCGAUUCUUCGUAGAGGAGUACCGGUAGCCCAUUCCAUCUAUGGUGUGGCUAGUACAAUAAAUGCGGCGAACUAUGUCUUCUUUUUGGCAUUGGAAAAAGUGCAACAAUUAGGUCAUGAGUCUGCAACACAAGUCUACACCGAACAAUUGUUGGAAUUGCAUCGUGGUCAAGGAAUGGAAAUCUAUUGGCGUGACAAUUUCACAUGUCCCACCGAAUCGGAGUACCAGCAAAUGACCAUUCGUAAAACCGGUGGUUUGUUCAUGUUGGCCAUUCGAUUGAUGCAAUUGUUCAGCGAUAAUAAAAGGGAUUUCUCUAAAUUGACCGCCAUUUUGGGGCUCUACUUCCAGAUUCGCGAUGAUUAUUGUAACUUAAUUUGUAAAGAGUACUCCGAAAAUAAGAGUUUCUGUGAAGACUUGACCGAAGGGAAGUUUAGUUUUCCGAUCAUUCACGCCGUCAACUAUCAGAAGCAAGAUCGACAGGUGUUACAUAUUCUGCGUCAACGAACUCGUGACAUUGAAGUAAAAAAGUAUUGCAUCAAUUUAUUGGACAAAUUGGGAAGUUUCAAGUACACUCGUGGCAUAUUGGACAAAUUGGAUCAAGAAGCUCGUCAAGAAGUGGCAUUGUUCGGUCCGAAUCCGUUUAUGGAAGGUUUGCUCGACGAACUGCUGAGUUGGAAAAGUUCCGAUGGAUCCGAUGAACUGUGAAGUGAAGCAUAUCUUUUGUAAUGAGCAGGGAAGGGAUCAAACACGAAAAAUCAGUCAAAACUAAUUAUCUCUGGGUAUUAUAAUGAAAUGCUAACGACAUUUUAGCUGGAUCGAAAAUGGCCAAAACAAUUCGCUUUAAUUUUUUGUUAUUUAAAAAAAAUAUUUUUUUCAACGAAACGUUUCAAAGAUAAUAAUUUAAUGAAAGAAAUGCAAGUGAAGGGGAAAAUUGUGUAACACUUUGGCCGUCUGACGGCCGGUUAAUUUAUAAAUUUCGUCUCAUUCAACACUGUAAUCAAAACACUUACAAUUCCAAAUAACUUCAUCAUUCAUAUCCGUUAGAGUAAAACUAAAUAGUUAAACAAACGAAGUAAAAGAUUUUCCAUGAAACCCAGACCGUCUUGUCUGAUUGCCGCUUCUGAAAUGGUUAUUUCCCAGUUACAAUUUUUCAUGUGAUUUCCCAGUGAAUAACGUACGGUUUUUUGAUGCUGAAGAAAUCGCGUUAGUAAUCGGUUAUUUUCGACACUAUCAAUGUCUACGACAGAAACUCUCAAAAUCUGGCGCUUAAUUCGAUUUACUCCCGCUGUCCAAAUUCAAAAUCUUCUACGGCCCAGCAUCAUCAACACUAACACUACAUUUCUUUACAUCGAAAAAAGUAUAAUGAUUAAGAAUUCACUCCCUCAAAAUGCUUAAAUUUUAGGAAAAUAUCUGGUGAGUCUUAGGAUUUUCAAGUUACAUGAAAUUUACUUGCCAAAGAUUAAGCUCCACGGCUUAUUUAUAUUUUGAGCACACGAAGUGAUGUUAUUUAUUUAUCAAUUCAAGAUCUCACACUUGAAAAAUUAUUUAUUUCCCUUGCCCUUAAAUCUAAAUAAAUUGUAAAAUGUUAUCACAGUUCAAGGUCUUUUACAAUGACAUUCGAGAUAGCAAGGUACCAUUCAAGUUACACAAACUCUUCUAUAUAUUGAUCUGAAAACUGUGAAGGACAAUUUCUGGACGAGAUGUCUACAAAUUGAAUUGCAUCCUACAGUCGUAAGUCACAGUAAAAUUGUUCCUAAAAAUUCAAUUACCAGUGCUCUGCACUUUACACUAAACGGUGAUGCUAUCUUAUCGAGAGAAAGAGAAAAAAUAACGUUGAUCUCAAUCCCGUCGACGAAAUGUGAAUAUUUGUGAUGCAAAUGGCUGAAUACAUUCUCGCAAGUGUUACAUGAUAUUCCUCCAACUACUUUUUAUUAAUGCCUAGACUGUAGUAGUCAAUGUUGUGAUUAUUUGUUUUUUAUUAAUAAAAUAAGGUUUAAGGCUUAAGGCUUACUAUACUUAUUAUGUACGAUGGUUGAACAAAAAAUAAAAUU
Bradysia coprophila is the source of this 2433-nucleotide messenger RNA. It is a transcript of the gene qm, whose product is annotated as geranylgeranyl pyrophosphate synthase quemao. Gene Ontology annotation, molecular function: prenyltransferase activity. The record is from RefSeq and is a predicted model, not a curated record. NCBI's taxonomy places the organism in Eukaryota, Metazoa, Arthropoda, Insecta, Diptera, Sciaridae. Gene Ontology annotation, biological process: isoprenoid biosynthetic process.